UGGGUGUCACUGUGCUAACUGGCAUUUGCCCACUAUUGCUCAGAUAAAUAGACGCUACCGGUGGUAACUUGCUAGCUGCUGGGGCAGUACGUGACGAUUAAUUGUUGGUCGCUUGUCUCAGCUGACUACAGUGCUGCUGUCGAAAGGUGUCUGUUAUUUUGGCGCUCAAGAACACCACUCCACUGUCGAAGCGAGAGUCUCGGAGACUUAUGCGGUGCUCCGGGGACUUUGUUGUGAGUUAUGAGUCUUUCGCGAUGGUCGACUAGAUGCAAACAACUGUGUUUUCUCGCAUAGUUGGCAGCAUAGGUUUUCGUUUGUUACACCAUUUUUAUUUUGUUGGGUUCUGCAUUGGAAGAUUUUUCAGUAUCAACUGCGACUGCUUGCCGGUCCAACCAUUUUUUAGAAUGUCUUCUCAAUGAAUGGAUCCAAGUGAAGUGACUAGAAUACUCCGACUGACACAGGUCAGAUGUAGAUGUAAUCUAAAACGAUAUGUGAAUGUUUCGUGAAACUGCAGUUAGGAAGUGGCUUCAUAAGCCGCCUCCUGUUUGAAGAGUGUCCUCUAAAGUGGGAAAAGUGUCGACUUAAUUAGUGUGUGGGCGCUACAGAACCACCUACCCUAAGACCGUCAUCGUAUUCACCAAUAAAAAGAUGCUUUUAGCAAGCAUUCUACUUCUAGCGGGACUUGUAACUUUUCUCGUCUGCGCCGGAGCUCUGUUAUACAGGCUAGCUCUUUUUUUGAUUACGCGUUAUAUUCAACGGAAGCUAAGUGUAAAAGUGAGAAUCGGCACUCUCAAAUUCUUCAAGUUCUUCUCCGUCCAGGACCUUUAUGUACAGUUAAAAAAUGGAACAGUGUUCGAGGCUGAACGACUGUGGAUAUCAUCCUGCAUUUUCUCCAACGAGUAUUCCUCGCUGGUAGCUGUUUGUUUCUCUGACGUUCGGCUGCAGCUCAGUUUGGAUGGACUUCUCGAGGAUGAGGGCGGAAAUGAGACGGCGCAGGGUUCGGCACAGGGCGCUGUGGGCGGGGCAAGUGGAAAUCGCUUGCCAGCAAAGCUUGUUACAGCCCUUAAGAACAUCUCGCUUCAUCUGUACAACGUAGAUAUUAUGCGACUGGACGGCGGCAAUGAUUCUCUUGUUCAUACCACUUUUAAGGAAUUAACAUUGAACGCUUAUUCGAAAGGCAAAGAGGCCUGCGCUCUAACUGCGUCAGUGUCGUCGGCAGCUCUGCGGAUUUUUCACCAACCGCCUGAUAGAAAACGGGACACGUGCCUUGCGAACGCUUGUGUUGACGCUGAGUGCCGUCUCUCAAUUCUGCUUUCACAACCUGUCGUGCUCAAGUCGCUUGAAGUUGACAUCCGCAAUCCAGUGUUGACGAUCAGUGAGAAUCUUCAGCUGCACAAGAUGUUAAAUAAUUUGGGCGAUUGGGGCGGCCGUCGUGCGUCGUCAACUGAUGCUUCAGGUUUGGACGGCGGUACCCUGAACGAGGAAUCGCAAUUAUCGCGUCGAGGCCGACUGCGUGGCUUCAUGCUGCGCCUGCCUAGAAAAGUCAAUUUCUCAAUGAAUUCCCUCAGCUUUCAAGUUAUGAAAGAUAACUGGGUACCAGGAUUAUCUUUCGAACUCGUCCAUUUCACAGGUUCACUCUGUAAUGAUAGCGGAGCGGUCUGUAAUAUUUGUGUGAAAGAAGCACGCUUCAGUGCGGAAACAGCACAGCUGGCGAGUCUGGCAUUAGCCGAAAUGGAAACAACGCUGGAAAACUACUGCGAUUUAUCAGUAGCUCUUAAGGUGCAAUCACUCCACACGCACUACAAUAGCGAUGAAAUGCACUACUGGAUAGCGAAGGUUGGAGAAAUUGGUCAAGGAAUAAAUCCAAGCCAUCCGCCAUCUUCUACCUACGAUAAAGACAGUACCGGAAGCGCAAUAGCCAAUACAAACAGCGGCUUCGGUAUUCGCCAUGAUGCCAACACCAUUGACAGUAAUUAUACUAUAUGGAAGACGACUGACGAGAUUCCGAUGAAGGGUUCGAGCCAGCUUAACGUUAUAGCGGAAGAUGGUCUUUUUCGAACAAUAAACGCCUCGCUUCAGGUGACGGAUCUGGUGACUUCGCUCACGCCAAGUUCUCCGAACAGCGCUAGCUCUGAGCAACCUUCAGGACCGCAGAUUCGCGUACGCAAACUUAAUGCUGGUGUAUCGCGGUUUACCGUUGAGCUCGAUCUCCAACGCAACCUUUGUGGUGAAUGGGAGACCCAAGCAGAGCUUUUGAUGGCAACAGGAGUUUGCGUGAUUGGUCCGUUCCCCCCGACAAUCCAGGCGUCUACGUUAAAGAAGUCACAUCCGUGGAACAUGCCGCUUGCGUUUGGCAUGUGCGUCCUUCAGGUUCGUGACACAUCGCAGGAGUUUUAUCUUGAGGGGUCCAUGAACGACAUCCACAUCGAGACGACCCCACAGUUGCUCCAUAUUCUGCGUGAACUUUUACGGGAGCGUAGGAAACGGCAUGACUCAAAUGCGUCCGUUCAAAGUGAAAACGCUAAUACAUGUGGGAAAUCCAACACUGAUAAUGGUGGCUGUUCCGAAAAUGGCCAAAUGAUGGCUACUUCAACGAAGCGGCUGGGGAUCGAGCUGACAGUUACCAACGGGAAUCUGUUUGCCCUCAACUCAGUGGGACAUUACGUGGCUCUGCGAAUGGACACAUUACGGAUGAAUGCCGAUCGUCGUUCUUUCAAGUUCGUUGCAGAAGAGAGCGCUUUAAGGGUGAUUCAGCCUGAAGGUGGAAUAUUCGAGGUGGUUCCUGCCAAGUUAAUGUCAAAUUGCUCCGCCUACGUGAAGACCAUGACAUUACGAUGCAGACCCGAGGAGACUUCGAUAGAGUUCGCUGAGAUGUCGCGCUUAUGGUGGACGACGACAGCGUACUUGCACGUGAUCACUCUCAUUGAUGACACUCGCGUCAUAUUUAAAUCGUCCGGUGAGUCAACCUCGAGUACCGCAUCAACCGAUCCGCCUAAGGCCAGAGGCUUCAAGUUGAUUUUCUGCGGUGACUCGGUGCUAGAGUUUCGCCUGAGCGAACGCCACUCGAUGUUUCUUGUUGCACACGACUUCGUGUGGAAGCGUCGACCUCGCGAGGCUCGCAUCAGCAGUGAGCGACUUAUAUGGCGUUUUGAUAAGCACGACAUAUUCACGUUUGAGAAAGUUGAGUACGCACUCUGCCCCGUUAAUGAGGAGAGCAGGUUACUGCGAAGACAUUUCAAAUCGUCGGGUGCGGUCGAACAGGAAGCAAAUCGACGAUGGCUGCUGUCAUUUGGACAUAUUGGUGUGGAGUUCCCGCACGACUACAACUUCGCGGAGGCUUUUAGUGAAGAUUUUAUCCUCUGUUUCAAAUGGAUGAGACUAGUUCACGGCAAGAAACGUGUACCAUUUACCACCGAAUCUCCACUGCCAGCCGAUUUGACUGUGCGGGCAAAAAGUGUCUCGUUCGAAAUUCAAGAUGAUCCAUUUGAAGUAAAACUUCGCCAAAACUAUCAGCUGCUUGAGGACGAAUAUUUCGAAAGUUGCAAACGACGCCAGACACUCGACCAAAAAAUUGACAAACUUCGCAGAACCAAUAUACUUAUCUCAGAAGCUACUAUCGCGGAACUUUAUCAGGGCCUGGAUAAAAUGAACUCCGAGCAAUACAUUAAACGGUCACGACAGCUCUACGAAAGUUCUAAGCUAUCACUGGUGCACUGGACCUUCAAGCACCUUGAGUUUUCAGCUAUGGCGGACCCAAGUUUCCAUGGAAAGGAACGGGUGGUAGCAGUUAUUAAACACCUCAAUCCCAAUAGUCCUCUGCCGGACGAUAUGGAGUUUGCGACGCUUUGGUGCCGUGUGAUAAGCGGUAGUUGCAAAAGCGUCGAAUGCCGUCUCCGAGACUUCCCUCGGAAACUCCUCGAAGUGGACGACUUUUUCUGGUUUGGCAAGCUUGUCGGAGCUGAACAGGAAGGAACUGCUCGAGCAAAAAGGACGUGCACGAUAGAACUGGAGGCGCCGUUUGGAAAUGUUUCAAUUCAACGAAAUAUGCCAUCUCUUAAGCUAUUUUAUGAUAUGACGUUCGAUCUGAACACCUUCACGGUGGUAUAUGGCAGCUGUUGGGAGCCUGUACUAGCUCAGGUGAAUUUGGCGUUGGACCUGAUUAACAAGCCGUCGACAGAUCCGUCACCACCGUUGCCCUGGUGGGACAAGACACGUCUGAUCUUUCACGGAAAGCUAACUGUGUCCGGGCGUCGACUUUCGUACCUGCAGCAUGCAUCGCUCAAUCCAUACAAUAACACCGAAAUGCUCGAUACAACGUGGACCAAUGCAAUGGUCUACUGGCACAAUGGUCGAAUCAUCUGUCAGGGAGACCUUGAUCAACUGAUCUACACAGCUAGCAGAUAUUACGCAAGCCAUCUAUUGCACUUUCCUAAUCUCAAGCUCUCCGUCAAGAUGACGUGGCGUUGCAUCGGCAACCCUUUCGAUCAUCAAUCGGUCAUGCCUUGCGCCGCUGACAAACUACCUGAAUACUCGAUCCAUCAACGUCAUGAUUCAUACCGAGCUUUCCGCUCGACAAGUCUCAACGUCAGUAUCUCACUUGAGACUAAAUGCAGCAACAGAAGCCAACGAGGUAUUACGCACACUUCACAAUCAUCACAGCAGCAGCAGCAGCAACUCCAAAGGCAGCUGGAACAGCAGCAGGCCGUUGGAUCUGCAAUUCAUUCCGGCAAUGUUGGUGACACGCAAAACGGAUCGGCGCAGGUGAAAGGCAAACUAAAGGUCAGCAAGGAUAAGGGCAGAAGCGCAAGUGGCGAACUAUGCACCGGACGCACUGUUGAUAAUAACGGAAAUAAUGACGAUAAUAGUGAAACACGACCUCAGCAGCAGGUGCAACAGCAACAGGGAAAACAACAGGAACAACUUGAUACACCACGGCUUCAGCUUUACAGUGCCACGAUUAGAUGGUUGGAGAAUUUCAAAAUUAUAGUGACGGGACUGUCCAGGCUCACGCGACGCGGAAAGCUCUUUGGGAAUACUCGUCCACGUAAGACCCGGCUGUCCAGGCACUUCCAUAGCGCCACCGCAAUAAUCUCUUUGCAUCGCUUUCAGGUGUCGUGUUGGACUAGUCUGGCCCGACAUGCCGGAUUUCAACUCGACAGCGGUCGCUUUCAGCUCAGCUGUGAGCACCACCUUACCAUGCUGGCAGUACGUGAUGACUUUCAGCAGAUCAGUGGAUCAAAUAUGUUCAUAUUUGAGAAUGUAAGACACAAACCAAGUUGGAGCACCUUCUACAUGAACUGUGAACUGAGCGAUAGUUCGCACAUUUGGCUCUACCACACUGAGAAUGAAGAGCAAGAGGCCCUCAAAAGGUAUUUUCUCAGCGUGUCCUGCGUGUCGUAUGGCCGCGAGACAAAGCUCCAUAAUAUGCCCGAAUUGGGCGACGACGAAACUCCGUUACACCGAUUAGCCGUACACGGUCUCAAGGGCGCAUGGACAAAACACAACCGGGACGUGGUCUUUGGCCUAUUCGAUGCCUUUAUUAACGCCGUCAAUUUACGGCGGAACAUGACGAACGAAGCGUUAAAGCCUUUCAAAAUAGAGCAAACCAACAAAGGGCAGGGAAAUAGAAAGGUGUCGUCUCCAUCACAAACUCCUAGUGCUGCUAACAUUGGCCAGGGAACCGGAAUGACAAGUGCGAGUAGCAGCAGCAGAGGAGCUUCGUCAAAGGCGUUUUCUAUGCUCGAAAAACUCAUUGCUGAAUCAGAGCACAAAGCUGUAUUUACUGAGUCUGUGGAAACACCCGAACCUGUAAACCUUACAGGCGUCAAGGAGUGCCAAUUGGACGAUGUCCUCUCACAUAACUGGUUAAUUGAGUUACGUAACUCACAGGUGAUGUUGCGAGGAUGCGAUACUCCAGGAUAUGUUAUUGUGAGUGCAGCGAAGGCGCAGAUCCUUCAGCGAUUACACGCGCCCGUAUGGAAAGACAACAACUUAGUGCCGAAGACAACCUGGAGAGGCACUCUCGACUGCAUGCAAUACUAUGCAACCGUCGAGAAUACGACCACGGCAGCAAACAGCGAUGACGAUGUUCAGUGGUUGACGACAGAGCAUAUUGAAGCUCUAGAUACGGACAUUACCGACUAUGCGGAUAUGGUUGGUUCGGGCCACAGUGUAGGUGGCGUGGUGUCCUCCGAUGUGGGCGCAGGCGGGUGUGCCUCGAACGGAGAGGGUACACCGGCGCGUCAAGCCCAACUUCAAAGAAUCAUUUCGCGAUGCGGAUGUCAGUUUUUCUAUGCAUCGUUUGGAGAACAGGGAAUCGAUCCGGCUACUCUAAACGAAGUCCCACCUCUUCCGGAUGAGAAAGAUCCAGACGACCCUUGGGAGCAUGAAGUGGCUGUGGAUUCAUUUACAUUGAUUCACCACGACCUGCAGGUAUGUACGAACCCUCUGCAGUACUCGAUGAUCCUUGAUCUCGUUAACAAUCUGCUCCUAUACGUUGAACCGCGUCGCAAAGAAGCCAACCAACGUCUACAAAGCAUGCGUUUUGAGCUUCAGUUGGAGCAAGACAAGGAUCAGAGGGGUCCGAUCAUCAGUUUACAGAACAAAGCGAGAGAACUCAUCGCUAUUCACAAAGAACUUGAAAAAAUGGCCUAUGCAACCCAACGACGACUUGAGAACAGCGAGGAUUUAACUGGGCCCAACGAAGAAGAGCUGCGCGAAAGACUUGCCACUCUCGAACGGGAUAUUCUCGUUAAGAAGAAGCAGCUACACGCAACUAGUGAAGAUCUCACCCUUAUGGUAAAUUGCUACCGCGAAACACAAGUUGCUGCCUGGAAAUCGCAACGUCAACAUCUCGAACAUUCGAAAAUCUCGACUGUUCGGCGCAGCGAGGUGUCAUUUAAACACGCUCUUUGGAAGCUUACUGAUGAAGACGGGCAACUUGGUAUUGCUGAACUCGUAUUAAGCAAUUUCCUCUAUUCCAGAACUACAAAGUCCAAUGACUCCGUCGAGCAUUUAUUGGAGCUUGGCAACAUCAAGGUGACAAAUGAAACCCCGAACGAUGUUUAUCGGGACGUUCUGCAACCAACGGAAGCGCCGUCGCAUGUUCCGGUGGAGCGGCAAAGGGCCUUGCGGAUAUUUUGUCGUGUCCGGGCACCCGUUGGCGGUAUUUCAGUAAAGGAGCACCUUGAAGUUAAUAUUGUGCCUAUAUCCAUCUGCUUGACAUCGACAUUGACACGGCGUCUGCUUACUUUUUUUUUCUCAAGAAAGGAGGCUGAAAAAGCGGUGGAUGGCGACGAAUCUGCUGUGCCUCCCAAAGAAAAUACUCGAAAGCGAGGUCGCAAGCAAGUUGAACGGAAUAACCCAAUGGGUCACGACGACAUUGAAAAGAUGAAGGAACGCGCGGCCAACAAUCAAACCUUCCUUUAUAUCAAGAUACCUGAAGUGCCGAUGCGUCUAAGCUACAAGGGCGAAAAGGAUAAGAAAGACUUUAUUCGUGACUUGAUCGACUAUUCGCUCGUUCUUCCAACCAUCGAACUGCACAACCGAACCUGCCGCUGGCUUGACCUGAUCAUUAUAAUCAGAAAUACGGCCAAAACCGCCCUUUUGUCACAGGCCAUUAAGCAGAAACUCCAAAUUAAGUCGACCACUACGACGACUGCCUCGAUACCGCUCCCCGUUGGAAACGCAGAAGGCGCCGGUGGAUCGGGUAUAGCCGGAUCGGGAGGCGCUGGCAGCAGUAAGCUCGAGGUUAGAAGUGAGACAAGCGAGGAGCAGGCCCGUCUCUUACUCUUUGGGACCAUGGGUCAAGGGGAGGUGAAAAAAGAUAAACGUGGAUUCUUUAAGUGAUCAUCAUGGACCGAGAUUUGACAGAGAAACCAAAAGCGUCUAACUCAAUAUGACAAGUUAGCAGAAGCGGGAGAUAAUCAAGAGUGGUUGACCUAUAAGGUUUUUCGUUGUUGAAUAGUAUCACCACACACAGAUGAUGAGCUGCAAAUUUGGAUAGAAGAUAUUCACCGAGGUGCCGCCACAGCACGUGGACGUCUCUGCAUAGAUUUGCUCCUGUAUUAUAGAUGCCUUUUAGCGAUAGGAACGAUUAUUAUAGGAAUGGAGUAAUAUUACGCCUUUUACCAAUUCCAAGUGUAAGGCAGCCUGAUCAGAUGCGAUUGACACAUAAACAAGCCGAUCUUCAGUAAGACAUUUCUUGCAGAUGUUCACGUAAUCGACGUAACUCGAUUUAGUCGCAAUGAAGCGAUGAGACCAACGGCUGUUAACCUGUAAUCAAUAGAUUAAUGUGAUUGUUUGAGAGUUGAAGAUAAGGAAGAAUAGUUGAGAUAAAAGGGCACGUUUGUUCUUAUAUAUGAUAGUACACUAUAGGCGAGAUGUUGCACUCUAUUUAUUAGCGUGUUGCCAUAUAAAGCAUCCUCGAAACUAAUUUAAUAUUAUAGAGCACCGACUGUGGUGAUAUAUAUGGAUGAGCACAUUAAUGUGUAGAUCAAUUGCACGGUAUUAUGAUAAUAAAACAAACAAAGAAAGAUCACAAUCAUUAAUGGCUGCAUUG
Varroa destructor (honeybee mite) is the source of this 8560-nucleotide messenger RNA. It is a transcript of the gene hob, whose product is annotated as bridge-like lipid transfer protein family member hobbit. Lineage: Eukaryota; Metazoa; Arthropoda; Arachnida; Mesostigmata; Varroidae. The record is from RefSeq and is a predicted model, not a curated record.